Molecule: messenger RNA, 3648 nt
Organism: Dictyostelium discoideum AX4
Lineage: Eukaryota; Evosea; Eumycetozoa; Dictyosteliales; Dictyosteliaceae
Gene: gxcC
Exons: 3
Coding region: 1-3648 (1215 amino acids)
Cellular component (GO): cytoplasm
Molecular function (GO): guanyl-nucleotide exchange factor activity
Source: RefSeq, a predicted model, not a curated record
AUGCCAAUUCAAUUUGAUGCAGGUUUAGAACAACAAGUUAAUCAAUUUUUAGGAGAUGUUGAUGAUUUUUUAACAGUAAAAACAGGAACAACUGUUGACAAAUUAAAAUCAUUAUUAAAUUGUGAAGAGAAAUCAAUUAGUUAUAAUGCAAUUGCAUUCUUAGCAUUUGCCAAUCAAGCAGCAGUAAACAAAGAUGCAUCACGUGAGGCUGGUUUAAUUAAACUUUUCCUUGAAUUUUGUCAUCCUUCAAAAAUCAUCACUGUAUUACCAAUGGUAAAACAUGCUUCAAUGGGUUUAAUGUUUUUAGCUAACCACUCUGAUGAAAAUAAAAAAGAAAUUGGAGAUUUAAAAGGAAUUGAUACAAUUUUUGAAUUAUUACGUGAUUUAUUGGUAAUGAUUAAAUCACCACCAGAAGAUGUUAAAAAGGAAGAUAUUGUAUCAUCAAUUUCACAAUCAUUAAAUUUGGUGAUAUUUUUAGCAUCCUUGCAAUCAAACAGAGAAGUUAUGGGUACUGUUCAAAACUUUUUAGUUUUAAAUUCUCUUCUUGCUUAUGAAAAUCCACAAAGUUUAGAUCUUCAAUUACAAAUUCAAGAAAAAGCAUUAUCCGCAACAAAUAAUAUUUGCAUGCAUAAGGAAAAUAAAGAAAAUUGUAGAGUUGCAGGUUGUAUUGAAAAUGUAUUAAAAUUAUUAAAAUCAACUAAACCAUCAAUUCAAGAUAGUUCAUUGAGAAUGUUAUAUAAUAUGACAAUUACAGAUGCAAAUAGAGAGGCAAUUAGACGUUGUAAAGGUUUGGAAACAUUAGCAUCAAUGUUGAGUGGUCAAGCAGAAGCAUUGACUUUAUUAUCAUUGAAAGCCCUCUCAAAUAUGGCUGUCGAUAGACAAACCAUUGAAUAUGCAGUAGCCAAUCAAGAGAGUGUACUUCAACCAAUAUAUGGUGUUUUCCCAUCAAGCUAUGGUCAAGGUUGUAGUGAUGCAUUAUUGGAUCAAGUGUUAACAGUUAUUCAAAAUUUAGUCUCUGAAGAGAAUUUAAUUGAUACAGUCGCAAAGAGUGGUAUCAUUGCUAAAUUGGUUGGUGCCACCAAAGGUAUGCCAUUGACAAACACAACUCAUCAAUCCAUACUCGUCAAAGCAUCAUGUAUCAUUAGUGCUCUCAUUACCAUUGAAGAAGUUCAACAAGCUGCCGUAGAACAAGGUGUAAUCACAUUAUUGGUUGAAAUGAUUCAACUUCCAUCCGCUGAAGUUAGAAGAGAGGCUGCUCGUGCUCUCGCCAAUGCCACACCAUACUAUGAUGAUGUUAGAGCUGAAAUUGGUGCACAAGGUGGUGUUAAACUUUGUGUUGAUCUCUUGUUACAAGCCGAUAAGGAAUUGGUUAAACAAGCUGCUCGUGCUUUGGUUAAUUUAGCACGUAACACUCAUAAUGAAGAGAAACUUUAUGAAUCAAAAGGUUUGGAACAUAGUAUUCGUUUAAUCAAUUCUCCAGAGAAAGAUUUGAAAAUGUUGGGUACUAAACUUUUGGUUAAUCUUUCAUUGAAUGAACAAGCUCGUAUUGCUUUCUGUCAAAAGGGUGGUCUUUCAAUCGUAGUUCAACUCUUGACAUCAUCAGAUCCUGAACUUCAAUUACAAGGUACUAAAAUCGCUACAAAUCUUGCCAUCAGUGGUAGAAAUCGUAAGGUUAUGAAUGAACAAGCACCAGAUCUUAUUCCAGCACUUAAAGCACUCGUCAAUUCAUCCGUUAGUGAUAUUAAACUUCAAAGUGAAGUAUCAUUGAAUAAUUUAGCUUUCCCAUAUGAAGCUUCCUAUGAAGGUUUGGAUCAAAUGGAGGAUGCCAUGCCAAUCUUUAUGCAAUCGUCACAAUAUGAAAGAGAUGACGAUGACGAAGAUGAUGAAGAUGAAGCUGAAAAAGAUGAACGUCGUCGUCAAGAAGAGGAAGAACUUAGAUUGGCCGCAGAGAAAGAAGUCGAAGAACGUAAACGUAUCAUGCAAGAAGAGGUAAAGAGAAUUGAAGAACGUCGUAAAGCUGAACAUGAAAAGAGACUUCAAGAGGAACAAGAAUUACGUCAAAAGAAAGAAGAGGCAGAGAAAUUAAGAUUAGCUCAAGAGGCAAUGGAGAAAUUAAGAUUGGAACAAGAAGCUGCCGCCGCUGCUGAAGCUGAAAAAAUUAGAUUGGCCGAAGAACAACGUAUCAUCAAAGAGAAAGAAGUCGCUGAACAAGAACGUAUUAAACAACUUACUGAACAACAAAAACAAAAAGAAGAAGAAGAAGCUAAAAUCGCAUUGGAGAAAGCAAAGAAAGAAGAAGCAGAACGUCUUGAAAAAGCUGAAGCUUUAAGAUUACAAAAGGAACAAGAGGAACGUAUUCGUAAGGAGAAAGAAAUCGAAGCAGAAAGAUUAAGAGUUCAAGAAGAGGAACGUCUUGCCAAGGAGAGACAAGCCGAGGAAGAUAGAAUGAGAGCCGUUGAAGAGGAGAAAUUAAAACUUAUGGAAGCUGAAAUUAAACAACGUGAAGAGGAUAUUCGUCGUCAAAAGAUUGAAGAAGAGGAACGUAGAAAACGUGAAGAACAAGAAAAGAAACUUAAAGAUCAACAAGAUAAAGCUUCACAAGAAUCUGCUAGACUCGCUCAAGAGGCUGCACGUGCACAAAAGAGAACUCACAUCGUUCAAGAGAUUAUGCAAGUCGAAGUCAACUAUGUCAAGAAUCUUACACUCAUGGUCAGAAAAUUCCUUCAUCCAUUGGCCCAACUCUCCACUAGUAAACGUCCACUCUUAACACCAGAUCGUAUCACUCAAAUCUUCUCUACCAUUGAAAACAUUCAAAAUCAUAAUUCCAUCUUCUCUGAUGGUCUUACCUCUCGUAUUAAGAGAUGGUUGGCCGAUAAUAAAAAGGAUCAUUUAAUCAUUGGUGAUAUUUUCCAAAAGAUUGGUGGUUUCAUGCAAGACUAUAGUAAAUACAUCAACAACUACAAUCAAUCCAUUAAAACCUACAAUGAAACUAAAAAGACCAAUCUUCCAUUCGCUCAAUUCAUUAAAAAGGUUGAGUCCGAUCCAGAAUUGAAUGAUCGUGAAUUGGAGAAUCUUUUAAUUACACCAGUUCAACAGCUACCACGUUACAUUAUGUUAAUUCAAGAUUUAAUUCGUAAUACUCAUGAUGAUCAUCCAGAUUAUAAACCAUUGACUGAAGCUUUGGAUAAGAUUAAACAUAUUACCACCAUCAUCAAUGAAAAGAAGAGAGAUGCCGAAGACGCUUUUGCAAUGUUACAAAUUCAUCAACAAGUUCACGGUAAAGUACCAAAUAAUUUCGUUACUCCACAUCGUAAAUUCAUUCGUGAAGGUGCCGUUCAUUUCGGUUCUUCAAGUGGUUCUUUCAAAGAUAAAGAUCCAAUCGUUUUCCUUUUCAAUGAUAUGGUAAUGAUGACAAUUAAACAUCCAAACAAACCAAAUGAAUACAAAUAUCGUUACUCUUGUCAAUUCUCUACCACUACCACCAUCGAAGAACUUCCAAGUGUUAACAAUGGUUUCAUCAUUAAAUCAAACCAAUGGUGGUCUUUCUCUUGUUCAACUCCACAAGAAAAAACUUCUUGGAUGGAAACAAUUCAAAAAUCUUUAACAAAUUUACCAAAAGAAUCAAAAGUUUUAACUUCAAAAAAAUAA